AUGGCGGAGAAUGGCGAAGAAAAACAAGAAGGUCGCAUUUAUUUCCGUAAACCCUUGAAGAACAAUAACAUAGCAAUAAAAACUAAUCGAGAUGAAGCCUCUGCUGUUGUGAUGACGAAGAAAUUGCCUACUCCACCAGACAAUAAACUGCAUUUUGCAACAUCUCGAUGGUUUUCUAAGCAAUUAGAGAAGGCGUCGAUGUUUCAGUACGAUUCUUCCAAAGAAAUUCAAGUUCACAACGACAGUAGAGCAACAGCAACACUCGAAACAGAAACAGAAUUUUCCAGAGAUUCGAGAUCGGUUCGUGAAAGAGUUCUGAAGCGAGCAGACGAAGCUUUAAAAGGUAAACACAAGAGUAAUUAUAAUGAUGAUCAUAAGUUAUAUAAAGGAAUCCAUGCCUAUACGAAUCAUAAAGCUGGUUUUAGACGUGAGCAAACUGUUUCAAGUGGAUUCCAUGGUCCAUUGAGAGCUCCUGUUCAUAUUAGAACUUCGACUAGAUUCGAUUACCAACCAGAUGUGUGUAAGGACUAUAAACAAACCGGUUACUGUGGUUACGGCGAUUCAUGUAAGUUUUUACAUGAUCGCGGCGAUUACAAGUCAGGUUGGGAACUAGAAAAGGAAUGGAAUGAAUCAGAGAGGAAAAGAAAGAGGAUUUCUUAG
This is a messenger RNA of Cynara cardunculus var. scolymus (artichoke), 660 nucleotides long. Its product is annotated as zinc finger CCCH domain-containing protein 1-like. Bases 1 to 660 code for a protein of 219 amino acids. Gene Ontology annotation, cellular component: U2-type spliceosomal complex. The transcript is spliced from 2 exons. Gene Ontology annotation, biological process: snoRNA splicing. Lineage: Eukaryota; Viridiplantae; Streptophyta; Magnoliopsida; Asterales; Asteraceae. The record is from RefSeq and is a predicted model, not a curated record. Gene Ontology annotation, molecular function: metal ion binding.